Molecule: messenger RNA, 1554 nt
Organism: Diabrotica balteata
Lineage: Eukaryota; Metazoa; Arthropoda; Insecta; Coleoptera; Chrysomelidae
Source: the annotation of a GenBank genome assembly
AAUCUCUAUUAGUCUAUUGUGAACGUUUGUUGAGAUUUCGGAUUUAAUUGCUUAUAGUGUAAAUAUUGAAACAUUAUCUUUUAUAUUUGGAUGAGAAAAAUAAUGACCAAUGGACGCAGCCGUAGAGACUAUUGAAAAUGAAAACGAAAAUGAAAAUAACAGAGAAAAUCAAGCUUUAAUAAAACCAGGUGGUUUAGGCAUACGACAUUUGCAAUAUGGGCUUAUGUUCAGUGGUGCCAUAGUUGUAUAUGGCAUGCGUACUGUUCUUAUGGUUGCAAUCGUUGCUAUGACUGCAGAUUAUGCAGAAAACAGAACAUAUCCAACAUAUCCAGACUGGAAAGAUAAGAAAAACGUUAUUCUAUCUUCGUUUUCUUGGGGCCACGUAUGGUUUCAAAUAGGUGCUGGACAGCUAGCUAAAAAUUAUGGUCCAAAAUAUUUUCUCACCGCUGCUAUUGCGAUCUCAGCUACAUGUAUAUUAGUAAUACCCAUGUCCGCGGCGGAAUUUGGAUACCAAAGUAUAAUAGCCUUAAGAGUUAUCGAAGGAGCUUGCCAUGGAGUUCUGUUUCCUUCGGUGCAUUAUUUGCUGAGCAAAUGGGCGCCUAUCUCAGAGAGGGCACAAUGGGGAGGAUUUGUGUAUGCAGGACAAGUCUUGGUAAUUGCAUGUCAAUGCCAAUAGCUGGAAUAAUAUCUGAUUCAGACGCUGGUUGGCCGAUGGCCUUUUACUUUUAUGGGGUUUGUGGAAUGGUGUGGACUCUACUAUGGUUUAUAUUCGGAUCUAAUAAUCCUGAUAGUGACAAAAGAAUAUCGGAAGAAGAAAAGAUGUGGCUUAAAUCUCUAAUACCAGAUAAAAAGGAAGAGGUACCUCCGACGCCUUGGAAAUCUCUUUUUACCUCAGUGCCUUUUAUAGCCAUAAUAAUUACUCACUGUGGACAAAACUGGGGAUUUUGGACCUUAUUGACGGAGAUUCCUAGCUUUAUGAAGUCUGUUAUGAAAUAUUCAAUAGCAAAGGGUAGUGUACUGGCAGCCCUACCAUAUUUCAUUAUGUGGUUAACGAGUUUAUUCUUAGGACCAUUAGCUGAUUUUAUAAUAGAUAGAGGAUAUGUUAGUCUAAUAAGAAGUAGAAAAAUAUUUAACUCUAUUGGUUUCUUUAUACCGGCUUUGGCUCUAAUAUCAAUUUCAUUUAUACAAAGCGAUAAUAAGUGGUUAAUAGAGACAAUUCUAGUAAUAACAGUGGCUUUCAAUGCUGGACACUACAGUGGAUUUAACAUUAAUCAUAUUGACUUGUCACCAGUUUUUGCAGGAACUAUGAUGGGUAUAACCAACACGAUUUCUGCGCUUUUCACUAUUAUGGCACCCCUAGCAGUAGAUGCUGUCAAGUACCUUUCGAAUUAUACUGAGGAGGAUAAGGAGCUAUGGAACAUUAUAUUUUCUGUCUCGGCAGGAUUUUAUAUUACUGCUGGAAUUACCUUCAUUCUAUUUGCUUCUGGAGAUGUGCAACCAUGGAACUAUUACAAGAAAUCUAAUACUGUACCAUAAAUAUGUUAUUUAUUUUUG